This is a messenger RNA of Mytilinidion resinicola, 1095 nucleotides long. Its product is annotated as alpha/beta-hydrolase. The transcript has 3 exons. The record is from RefSeq and is a predicted model, not a curated record. NCBI's taxonomy places the organism in Eukaryota, Fungi, Ascomycota, Dothideomycetes, Mytilinidiales, Mytilinidiaceae. The coding region runs from base 1 to 1095 and encodes 364 amino acids.
AUGCUGUUGUCGCAAAUCUUAGCGCGCUCCACUUCAAUCCUGGGACAUGUGUAUGAAGCUGCAGUUGGCGGUGACAUAAACCCGACACGUGACUUCUUCUAUGUCGGAGGUCACUAUGAGAAUUUUACUUACAUGAUCGGCCAAAUCUACGUAGAAAGACUCACACCGCCAAAAGUCACCGAGCCAUACCCAAUCGUCUUCAUCGCUGGAUCCGGCCAAACUGGCACAAAUUUCCUCAAAACCCCCGACAGCCGCCCAGGCUGGUCUUCCCACUUCCUAUCCGCCGGCUACGUCGUCUACCUCACCGACCAGCCCUCCCGCGGUCGCUCACCUUGGUAUCCUGGAAUUGGUUCAGUGGCUGCUUUCGACACCCACAAAGUCGAAACUCUCUUUACUGCCCCAGAAGACUACGGCCUCUGGCCACAAGCGCACCUGCAUACGCAAUGGCCUGGCACCGGCCACCCUGGCGAUCCGGUCUUCGACUCUUUCUAUGCCACGCAGGUACAGUUGCAGGCCAAUGAGCUGAUUUCCGAAGAAACGAAUGCGAGGGCGUAUUCGGCGCUGCUUGACCGUAUCGGCCCUGCGUAUCUAAUCACGCGUAGCCAAGCGGGAGCGUAUGGUUGGCGGAUCGGGGAUGCGCGGCCUCAUCUUGUCAAAGACAUCGUAGCGCUCGAGCCCUCCGGACCACCAUUCGAAAAUGCGUUUCCGUUCAAGGGUCGGCAGAGGACGUGGGGAAUCACAGCCUUAGAGAUCUCAUACGAACCGUCAGCUGGACCGAACGCUACAGCUCUGCACACCGUGACCGUGGCUGCGAAAGACGAAGAGCACACGAGUUGCAUCCUGCAAGCUGAACCGGCGAAACGGUUGAAGAAUCUGAGUAGGGUAAAUGUGUUGGUGGUGACGGCCGAGGCGAGUUUUCACCAACCGUAUGAUUAUUGCACGGUGCUGUAUCUGCGGCAGGCGGGGGUCAAGGUUGAGUUUCUGGACCUUGGGGAGGUAGGGGUGAGGGGAAAUGGGCAUAUGAUGUUUAUGGAGUUGAAUGGGGAGGAGAUUGCGGGGAGGGUUGGAGUGUGGUUGAAGAAGCAGAGAGUUUAA